Molecule: messenger RNA, 1987 nt
Organism: Frieseomelitta varia
Lineage: Eukaryota; Metazoa; Arthropoda; Insecta; Hymenoptera; Apidae
Product: G patch domain-containing protein 2-like
Exons: 5
Coding region: 523-1938 (471 amino acids)
Source: RefSeq, a predicted model, not a curated record
AAUUGUAACGUAAAAUUCACUGUGAAAUUCGUAAAAUUUAAUGAAUCGUUUCGCAGUUUACACCGAAUUUAGUAUUUUAUCUUAUACGGAAAUGGCUGGCUAAUUGAUAUCCGUAUUUGAUUCGACGUUGAUAAAUAAUGUAUUUGGCUUUCACAUUGUCUUUUUUUUUUUUUAUUUGCGUGUAUAUAUGAAAAUGUAACACGUCAAUGCGUAUUUAAUUUUAGAACAUAAAUUAAUUGAACCGUGACCAAAUUAUUUCUUCAGAAGCACGCAUACAUACACACACACGUAUAUGGUAUUCUACAAACACCAUUCCUUGCCACUCCAAAACAAAGAUAGCAGAGUAGUGAAGAUCUGUGACGUGACACAAUCAAAACAUAUUUGGAAUUGACAGUUUCCCAAAUAUUUCUCUUUUUCUUUUCUUUAUCAGCUAAUACAAACAUUACAAUAAUGUUAUCAAUCUAACAAGAGAAAUUUACAUCUUCCGCAAUUAUAUGUACAAGAAAUAAACACAUCCCUCAAAUGGAGCGUGUUUUGAAAGCUGUACCAGCAGACUUAAGAGUAAAAAUGGAGGCACUUGUGCAUGAUUUAACUUUGGCAUUAGAAGAAAGCAACAGCAGUGCAAAUGUGAGACGCAGAUGGGGUAUUAGAAGAAGGGCCCGCUCCACAGGCAAUAUUCCAUCACUUCAUAUGAACAAACAAUCAGAUGACAGUUCAUCUUCUAUUUGUGACAUUCAUGUUCCAAAAAGUAAUACUGCCUCUAAAUACCAGUCUGAUAGUGACGAUACCAAUCAAACAAAAAGAUUUGCACGCUUUUCUAAUUCAAAUAAUGCUAGUAACAUUGAAAGCGAUUCGGUUAAUGAAAAUUUUGUACCUAGAGUAAAUCCACGAAGAAAACGGAAAUUUAAAAGAAUGUCUAUUGACUCUGAUUCUAAUCCUUCAACCUCUCAGACUGUUGUAAUGUCAGCAACACUUACAAAUAAAAAGAGAAUUCUCCGUAGUGAUUGUAAAAAUAGAUAUGGAACAAUAUGGUGUGGGAAACGUAAAAGGUCUUGUAGGGAACGGUCUACAGAUUGUGGCAUGAGGUCAUUAAAACCAAACAGAAAUACAAAAUCAAAAAAUCGCAUCAAAAUGCAAACUGAAGAUGGUAUUGAUUGCUCAAGAAUAUCCAGUUCAAGCAUUUCAUCUAGUGAUUCAGAAGCUGGACUUAUCACAAAUGACGAAGAUCGCGAAGGAGACGAUGAACAAUCAGAUUGGAUUGGAGAACCAAGCUGGUGGGACGAUGGUGAAAGUGCCAAUGAAGAUAAAGUUAAUACUGAUUCACCAUUCCAAGUGAUGAUACAUGGAAAUUUUGAACAUACUACAAUUGAAGCCAGGAAAAGUUACAGAAAAAGAAUUCAAAGAAUUCGAGAAGGUCUCAGUGGAAGAGAAAUCCGUGCUGGCCGACGUCAUGUUGACAAUAAACCAGGAUAUUCGAUUAUCACGUCAGCCAAUGAAAAAGUCUCUAGAUUUUUACAAGAUCCUACACAGAAUGAACUUAGAUUACAUCCUAUGCGACAGCCUGAACGAGAAAAACUUCGUCGGCUUGCAAAUUUGUACAGUUUAAGUUUAAAAGGAGAUUUAGGUUGUCCAAUCUUAUAUAAAACUCGGCAUACUACGCAAGCCAUUUGCGUAGAUCAAGUAUCAUUUAACCGAUUUUCUGGUUACAAAAGACUAAGAAGAACUCCACCAAAUUCACCUAAUUCAGAAUUAAUGAUACAUAAUCAAGAGCAUCAAAUUUCUAAUACAGGUUCACAAAUCUUAAGUCCUACAUCAAAUUUAGAUUCAUUACAAACUUUACCACAAUUCUCUCAUUUCAAAUGGGAUUCAAAUAGCAUGGAUAUUGAAAUUCAUGGAAAACCGAAAUCGCAUGAUUUUGAUCAUUCAAAAUCAAGUUAAACCAAAUAAUGUUUCAAAUUUGUUUCAUGAAAUAAAUUAUUUAUAUGUA